GCCGUGUCUGUGGCUGAGCUGCCUGCCGCUCCUGCUACAUCUUGGGGGCGGUGUGGGGUGUGGGUAAGCGCUUUCCUCCUCUCUCCCUCUCUUGGAUGCUGUGUGGUCUUUUCGGUGGGAGAUGCUUUUUUGGCUCAAAGAAGAAGAGAUGUCGCAUCAGGAGCUGAGCCAGCGGCUGGCUACGGUCAUCACGCAUGUGGAUGAAAUCAUGCAACAGGAGAUCAGGCCCCUCGUUGCCGUGGAUAUCAUAGAACAGCUUCACCGGCAGUUUGCUAUCCUGUCAGGAGGAAGAGGGAACGAUGGUGCACCCAUCAUCACCUUCCCUGAGUACGCAGGUUUCAGCGAGAUCCCUGAUGAAGAUUUCCUGAACGUUGUGACAUAUUUGACUAGCAUCCCCAGUCUGGAGGCUGCCAGCAUCGGGUUCAUCAUCGUCAUCGACAGACGGCGGGACAAAUGGAGCGCAGUAAAGGCGUCUCUGACACGAAUAGCAGGCGCAUUUCCCGGGAACCUGCAGUUGGUCUUCGUCCUGCGGCCGUCCCGUUUCAUCCAAAGGGCAAUCGCUGACAUUGGCAUCAAACUGUAUCGCGAUGACUUUAAAAUGAAGGUACCGAUCAUCAUGUUAAAUUCGGUUUCCGACCUACAUGGUUACAUCGACAAAAGUCAGCUUACCCGGGAGCUAGGGGGAACCUUGGAAUAUGGACACAGUCAGUGGAUACAUCAUCGGACUGCCAUUGAGAAUUUCGCCAUGACCGUGAAAACAAUAGCGCAGAUGUUGCAGACUUUUGGAACGGACUUGGCAGAGACGGAACUUCCCAACGAUGUGCAAUGUACGGAGGAGCUCCUGUCUUCGCACACAGAGCAGCACAACAAGCUGAAGGAUGAGCUGAAACUCGCAGUGAAACAAGGGGCCACGCUGCUGACUUGCAUCAGAGAGCCUGUCACACGAAGUGCCACCAGCAAACUGAGCCCAGACGAGCUUGAAAACGUGGCCACCGUGGAAAGGUUGCUAGCUCAGCUGGAUGAAACGGAGAGAGCCUUUGAUCAGUUCUGGUCCAAACACCACCUAAAGCUUGAACAGUGUUUGCAGCUCCGACACUUUGAGCAGGAUUUCAGAGAGGUCAAACUGGCCCUGGACAACCUGAUGGAAGUGCAGGCAGGGUUCACGGAUAUUGGAGACAGUGUCUCCCGAGUGGAGAACAUUCUAAAGGAGCGGAAGCAAUUAGAAGAGAGAGGACAGGAGCCAUUGGAAAAAGCCCAGUCCUUAGCGCUCCAUGGAGACCAGCUGAUCCAAAACAACCAUUAUGCAAUUGACUCCAUUAGACCAAAGUGUGUUGAACUCAGGCGCAUCUGCGAUGAUUUUGCCAACGAGACCAAGAAAAAAUACGACAUUUUAGGGAAGUCGCUGGAAUUGCACAAACAAUUAGAUAAGGCAAGCCAGUGGUGUGAAGCUGGGAUCUAUCUCUUAGCUUCCCAAGCCGUAGACAAGUGUCAGUCACAAGAGGGAGCUGAAACGGCACUUUGUGACAUAGAGAGAUUCCUGGAAACCGCCAAGGACCACCAGCUGUUGACUGCAAAGGAGUUCUACAAUCAGUUUGAUACGAUUCUGACGCCUGAGAUAAAGAGCAAUGCCCAAAGAGUUCUACAAAAGCUGGAAGAUGUGCAAGAAAUGUUUGACAAGAGGCAAGCGAGUCUGAAGAAGCUGGCAGCCAAGCAGACCCGCCCAGUGCAGCCCGUUGCCCCACAUCCUGAGUCGUCGCCAAAGCGAGUGCCACCCAAAAGCAUCCGGCCAGCCACAUUAGCUGCCAACAGGAAAUCAGUAGAAAUUUCUAGUCCUCCCAAAUCCAUCUCUGAAGCAGACUUGUCGAAAAAGAAAAGUGUAAAGAAGAUGAAAGGUGGAAUUAAGAUUGAAGUAAUGCAUGAAGCAAGUCAGGGAGGUUCCAGCAGAGUCUUAGUGAUGAGUGAAAGUGAAGAAAAUCUUUCCACCAGGAGGAGCCAUAUAAUAAAUGAACUGAUAGAAACAGAACGGGUUUACGCAGAGGAACUUCAAAGCAUAAUAGAGGGCUAUGUAUCUGAAAUGGACAAUCCUGAUUUAAUUCACUUGAUCCCAACGGCAGUGUCAAACAAGAAAGAAGUUCUUUUUGGAAACCUCUCGGAGAUUUAUGAAUUCCACAACAGAAUCUUCCUCAAAGAGCUGGAAAACUGCAUUGAAAACCCAGAGCUUCUUGGUCGGUGUUUUUUAAAAAGAAAAGAAGAUCUCCAAAUAUAUGAGAAAUAUUGUCAAAACAAGCCACGGUCGGAAGCUCUCUGGAGACAAUGUGGAGACAGCCUCUUCUUUCAGGAGUGCCAGCGGAAAUUGGACCAGAAACUCUCGCUUGACGCUUAUCUCUUGAAGCCAGUCCAGAGGAUUACCAAGUACCAGCUGCUAUUGAAGGAAAUGCUGAAAUGCAGCAAGAAUUCAGAAGGCACAGCUGAACUGGAGGAAGCUCUAGCCACUGUGAUUGAUAUCAUCAAGUCGGCGAAUGACUCCAUGCAUCAGAUAGCAAUUACAGGUUAUGAGGGAGAUGUGCACGAGCUUGGGAAACUGCUCCUGCAAGGCUCCUUCAACGUUUGGACGGAUCACAAGAAGGGUCACAACAAAGUGAAAGAUUUAGCCAGGUUCAAGCCAAUGCAAAGGCACCUCUUUCUCUAUGCAAAGAUCCUGCUGUUCUGCAAGAAGCGCGAAGAGAACACCGACGGCCACGAGAAGUCUCCUUCGUACAGCUUCAAAAAUUCUCUAAAGAUGAGCACGGUUGGUAUUACUGAAAAUGUCAAAGGCGAUAACAAGAAAUUUGAGAUCUGGUACAAUGGCAGAGAAGAAGUCUAUAUUAUUCAGGCUGCUUCCGUGGAGCUGAAGAACACCUGGGUUUCUGAGAUUAGAAAGGUCCUGACAGGACAACUGGAAGCUUGCAGAGAGGCAAGCCAACUACACCAAAGAAUCACCGAGAGUGUGUAUCACGCACCCAUGAAUUCAUUCAGCUCCUCCAGGUACGGCAGGAAGUCCUUGAGUUUGUGCGAGAACAAAUCUGAGCUCUCAAGCCUGGAAAUGUCCAACAACCGGGACAGGAACAUCAGCCCCAACGCCAGACAAAAAAGAGGUUGGCCCAGCAGGCAGAUGCCGUCACUUGAUACGUUUGAGGAUUUUGAAGCCAUCCCAUCCAGCGCUGAGGAACUCUCCAACUCUUCAGAUAUGGAGGAAGAAAGCCAACCUAACAAUGCAUCCAACCUUUACCGGGUAGAAGGCAGUUUUGACACUUGUUUCCCAGAUUCUCUCACUCUAGAGGAUGGAGAUUUAGUGCAGUUUAUACAGGAAGGCGAGGAUGGACAAUGGUUAGUGAAGAAGUUGGUUUCUGAGAAAACGGACUGGGUCCCUUCCAGUCUGCUGCAGCCAGCAGAUGGCGACACCAGCAACAUUCACAAUAUCAGCAAUGCAGAUGUCUACAGUGGUUCCUGCAGCACAGCACCCACAAAUUCAGAAAUGAAGGAGAGUGAGCUGACAAGAAGCUUAACAGCUGAACAGAAAGCUGGGAGUUGAACACACCUUGACGCAUUUCCUCAGGACUCCAUCUUCUUCUCUACUUACUGGUGGACGCUGGACCAAAUCGCCUUUCCCACAAGUUCUGAACUUAAGAAUUCUGUGAAAUUUCAUCAGCAUGGAAUACAUUUUUUAAAAACCUCAACAACUUGCUAAUCUAGGAAAUAUGGAGGAUAAUAGAAACUUCAGAGGUAUCUUAGAACUUGACAAAUGAAACGACAGUAUGCUUUUUUUAUACUGCAUUUUUGGAACCAUUGAAAAGGGUGUUGCCUAAAUUAGGCUGACAGCAUUGAAGGGUCACCAUGCCUUCAGCUUCGUGGCUACGUUGGUUAAAUACUGGAUUAUUUAAAGAAAGGUCUGCAGAUUCCACGGGCGAUAUUCUGUUGCAGCGGCCAUCUCAAAUUCCUCCAUCCAUUCAGAUCAGCUGCUCAUCCUCUCCUCAAGGCUUGAUUUCCUCAAGACAAUCAUGGUCGGCAAGAACAACAGAAAUAGGUUGGGUGAAGAAAAUACCGUUCCUGAACCUGAGCCAACUAGGACGCCUUUGCACAACAGCAAAGGACGCCGCCUGCUUUGAGAUACGAUCUUCUGUGCUUUGAGUGGUGGCUGGGGAAAGAUGGGCAUCUUGGGACGAGUUAGGCAAAAGCAAGGAACAGUGACUGUGAAGGCAGUUUGGGGGUUUGUCUGUCGUUUCAAGAGGGUGCCUUUGUUUCCCCCAGUUUGUGAUUGAGGGAACAUAUCCUCUGCAUUUGGUGCUGACAUUUCUGUCUGAUGCUGCCGUUCAGGGCUCCACACUUCAUUUUGGGACAUUGUCAUAUGCUGAGCUCUUGAACAGGAUACACACACACACCCCAGCAAAAAAAUUAAGGCUUCCCCCAUGUGAUGUCCUCUACUUGUUUAGGUGCUUGCAAAUGGACCUACGGCUGAUGAGAAUGUGUGGUCAUCUUAAAGGUCUGUUGCCAUGCCAUCUUAUUUCAAGGAAGACUGUACCAUCCCUCUGCUGCGAUGGACAAUGUCACAACCCCCCACCACCACCACCACCGCUUUCAAAUCCCUGAGACAGAAGGCACUUCCAGAAAUAUAUAAAGGUGUUUUUGCAUGAAGGCAUAUUGAUGGUGAUUGGGAAGUGUAGGUCCCACAAAGCUGCUAUAGUAGUGUGAUGUUUGAAAUGAAUUUUGAUCUAGGAAUAGGGCUACUUGAUGGAUGCUGUAUGUACGGCUGGUAAACUGAGAAAAAUAUAAAGUCACCUCCACUUGGCAUCUGGUCAGUCCCCCCCCCCCCAUGCAGCUGCACCACAUGAUCAGCGAUCUCUGGCAAUGGUGCAAAGCAGGGGGGGGGGAUGUGAUUCUUGUGUUGUUGGACUCCAGCUCCCAUCACCCUCAACCAGUGUGCGCCGCGAUUGGUGGGACUUGUAAUCCAACAAUAUCUGUAGGGCCGUGUGUUACCCAUUGCUGGUGCUAAGGGUGCUGGGAUGCAACUCUCAGACUGCAUGCUGCUUGAUUGACCCACCCCAUCAACUGCUUGUGCAGUUGGUCAGGCUCUGGCUGUGCUGUGGGAGAGCAGCCCAGAAUUUAUGUGAGUGUUACACCGACAGGAGGGCUUUGCAGAAAGGCUUCUUUGCGUUGCAGUACUGUGGCUGAAAUUUUAGGCCAUUUCCACAGAAAAUUCCUCAGCAGAAUAAUUCCAAUUUAAAGUGUCUGUUCUGCUCCCACCUCUCGGCAAUUUUUAGUAUGCAGAUUCAAUAUCUGAUAUGCAGCGCUCAACCAGUGGAAGUGGUACACUCCAGCACACUUUUUUUAAAAAAAUCAGAAACAAGGAUGGAGGAGCAAAAUAGCCUCCUGCUGGUGAGAGCUGGCAUGGCUUUGGAUAAUGUGCAAUUCGGCCACCUUUGGAUUUCCUUGCAUGUAAACACAAGCCUAAAGUUGACACAGUUAAGAGCUAAAACAAAAAAUAAAAAAAUCCUUCCAGUAGCACCUUAG
Zootoca vivipara (common lizard) is the source of this 5547-nucleotide messenger RNA. It is a transcript of the gene MCF2L2, whose product is annotated as MCF.2 cell line derived transforming sequence-like 2. Gene Ontology annotation, biological process: intracellular signal transduction. Lineage: Eukaryota; Metazoa; Chordata; Lepidosauria; Squamata; Lacertidae. Gene Ontology annotation, molecular function: guanyl-nucleotide exchange factor activity; protein binding. The record is from RefSeq and is a predicted model, not a curated record. Gene Ontology annotation, cellular component: cytoplasm.